This is a messenger RNA of Sebastes umbrosus (honeycomb rockfish), 948 nucleotides long. Its product is annotated as transcription factor Sox-17-alpha-like. Gene Ontology annotation, molecular function: RNA polymerase II cis-regulatory region sequence-specific DNA binding; DNA-binding transcription factor activity, RNA polymerase II-specific. Gene Ontology annotation, biological process: cell differentiation; regulation of DNA-templated transcription; anatomical structure morphogenesis. Bases 1 to 948 code for a protein of 315 amino acids. The transcript has 2 exons. The record is from RefSeq and is a predicted model, not a curated record. Lineage: Eukaryota; Metazoa; Chordata; Actinopteri; Perciformes; Sebastidae.
AUGCAUUACAUUUUGGAGAAUGAAGACCCCAUCUCUGUGGACGUGGAGCAUCAGAUCAGGACCGAGGUGAUCUCUCCUGGUUCGGGUCCUUGCAGCCCUCUGUCCGUGAACUCGGACUCUAGCUGUGCCAGCCCAGAGGCCAGAUGUGCGUCAGAGCAGCAGAGAGUCAGGAGGCCUCUGAACGCCUUCAUCAUCUGGACCAAAGAGGAGCGCAGGAGGCUGGCACAGCUCAACCCAGACCUGGAGAAUACAGAUCUGAGCAAAAUACUCGGAAAAAGCUGGAAGGCCAUGUCCCUGCUUGAGAAGCGUCCCUACAUGCAGGAAGCCGAGCGCCUGAGAGUCCAGCACACCAUCGAUUACCCCAACUACAAGUACCGGCCGCGCAGGAGGAGGCAGCUGAAGAAGAGCUCCAGACCUCAGUGUGUGGAGGCUCCUCACUCCUCCUCGCUCUGCAGCUCCCCCGGCUUCCCCGUGCCGUUCAACCUCACCUACCUGCUCCAGAACCAGCAGCAGUGCUACCCGAACACCUCUGUUUUCACAAACUCCCCUUCUAACUUCUCCCCUUUGCGCAGCAGCCACCCAGUAUAUUCAGACACAGCUGCAGCAGAUGUUUACUCAAACAAGCCCGCGGUGUACCAGAACCCUCCUGCGUACCCUGCAGAGCCCCAGCUGUAUUUUGGCAGUCAACACAUGCAGUAUGGUUUCUCCAGCGCUGCAGGUCCCCAUGUGGACCAGGAGGAGUCCAGCAGGGUCUACGGAGGCCUUCUGUGUCCCUCUGGGCCCUCCCUGGAGUUCUACCUGGAACGGGUUCAGCUGGACAUGCUGUACGAUCUGGACCGCAGCGAGUUUGAACAGUACCUGGGUCCGAGCCCUCACAGGUCCGAGUCAGUGGAUCCCAUCAGCUACUACCAGCAGAGCAGCCACAGAGAGGGACGCUCCGUCUCAUAA